Molecule: messenger RNA, 854 nt
Organism: Cutaneotrichosporon oleaginosum
Lineage: Eukaryota; Fungi; Basidiomycota; Tremellomycetes; Trichosporonales; Trichosporonaceae
Source: RefSeq, a predicted model, not a curated record
ACGGAGGUCAGCUCGUGAGCAGGUAUCUCAAGUUUGGCGUUCCAGUGAGUGAUAUUCAUCGGUGGUUAUUCACACGGAAUGUAUCUGAGAACGGGCCGCCCCCAGCGCGCGGCGCGAACUGCUGGAACACCUCGGCACGAUAUCGAUGACGUUCCAAGGGGGGAAAAGCUACAGCGUAAUAGGAGCGCCCACCGCCAUCCGUUGUGCCCAGCAGGCUAAGAGUAGCGCCGCAACGAAAAAGGUCCUCGAUUCGCUCUUUACAGGCGAGCAUCGCGGACGUCCCAAGACGAGGGAGCAGUGCUACUUCAACCGCAACUAUAACAUACCUACCCUCACGAUUACCUUCCAUUACCGCUCCAAAGAGCGCCUGCAAAACCUCGGCAUUAUUGCCGCAGAGCCCGAGCGGGCCCCAACGCAGCCCGAGGGCAGAAGGCUGCCGAAGCGCGAGAGGUCCGCCACACUUGAAUCCCGGGAGGACCGCAAGAGGCCCAACGCAAAGUUCAAGCGCGAGGUCACGACUGAGGCCCAGGCAAAGAUGACGCCUCCGAACGACGACCCUGAGUUUGUGAUGUUCACUCCCGGGCGGCGGCGACUGGCGCCGACCAACGUGCCAGAGAUUAUCGACCUCACGAAAGAUUAGAUCGGGCCGACAGAUGCAUAAAACGACGACUUCCACGCUGUGUGAGCUCGCCUUGUAGUCAACUGUCAGUCAUGCCGGCGCGACUAAUAUAUAACAUGCAUCCUAACAAAUCUCCUCAUUCUCUUGAGGUCCUCGUAACUUGGCCACGGUUUGUGUGUCAAAGGCGGGCGUUUUUUUCUGCGAUAUGCGGUUUUCACCUUUAAUGUCUUACCGA